AUGUUCCAUCGCCUUAGAGAACUCAUCCGUCUAAACAAGAAGACCGAGAAUGGUCGGGAAAUCGUCGAGAAGGCGGUGUUUGCCAUGAAGCCGGAGCUGAGAAGGGCGGUUGAGCGUCAAACCCUCACUUGGGAGGAGGAAGAGCUAACUCGAACGAAGCUAGAGGCGAGGUGCCGGCAAAUCGAAGAAGCCCUCUACACCAGGGAGCCGAGACGCGCGCUGGUAAAGAUGGUCAAGGGAGACUUAGCCGGUAAACUGGGAGGGAUGUCACUUUUUGGGGCGUCCUCAUCGUGGGGGAACGAGAGGAAGCGGGAGUCAAACGACAGCGGUGAAGCCAAACUCAAGAGCCAGAGCAAGGGGGAGCGCCGGCGCGAGAAGACGCUGAGGAGGACUCUCAAGAGGAGGACGAUCAGUGAAGCCCCUUUAUGGCGUGGUCAGCGACCGUACAGGGAGCGCCGGCGCAUCUCCGAGCUUUGGCGCUCGGCAAUGGCAGACGAGGGGCCGCAGCUGCGCCUAGCACGCAGGCGCAGCGAGACACCACCCCUGCCGUGCGCGCGUCUCGCAAGGCUGAGCGCCUCGCAGCACGAGCCAAAGAGGACCGUCUGCGCAAGGGAGGUCCAUCGCCGCCGUUCAAGCUCAAGGGAGAGCGGCCGCCGCCGGGCACCUGAGACCGAGGGGGAGAAGGAAUCUGAGGAAGAAGAGGCGCCGGCAAGAAGAAGGCGGGCUGCGCGGGGGAAAGAACCACAGGCAAUCCACGAGGUUCGCUUUCCCCCUGCUUUCCAGUCCUGA
This is a messenger RNA of Klebsormidium nitens, 789 nucleotides long. NCBI's taxonomy places the organism in Eukaryota, Viridiplantae, Streptophyta, Klebsormidiophyceae, Klebsormidiales, Klebsormidiaceae. The record is from the annotation of a GenBank genome assembly.